Penaeus monodon (black tiger shrimp) is the source of this 1177-nucleotide messenger RNA. RefSeq names its product alpha-(1,3)-fucosyltransferase C-like. Gene Ontology annotation, cellular component: membrane. Lineage: Eukaryota; Metazoa; Arthropoda; Malacostraca; Decapoda; Penaeidae. The transcript is spliced from 8 exons. The record is from RefSeq and is a predicted model, not a curated record. Bases 282 to 1031 code for a protein of 249 amino acids. Gene Ontology annotation, molecular function: alpha-(1->3)-fucosyltransferase activity.
ACAGAGGGCUUUCGUCUACAUGGUUGGCCUGAGUAGUAUAGUAUGUCUGAUUCUCCUGUGGUCUCUUUACGUCUCCAACAUUUGGAUCUCGAACAACGCGCGAGACUCGUACAACCCUACGCCGCCUGUUCACGCCCUCGCAAGAACAGAAGAAGAACAGAAAACGUCUGUGAACGAAAGAGAACAACCGGAGCCCGCAGACGCUUUGGAAGAACACACAACAAACACAAAAGAAAUUUUGGUCACGGCGGAGCGUCCUCUGAAGAAAAUUUUAUUCUGGAAUGACGCCUAUUUCGACAACCACUUCGGGUUUGGCGAGGGGAGGGGAAUAUCUUCAAGGAAAACCGGUUGCAAAGUGGACGCCUGCUUUUGCAACGAGCAACAGAGAAAUGUUUCGCAUGGAGGAGGUGGAUGCUGUGAUCUGGCACUCAAGGUCGGGAGAUUUGUCUCUGCCCAGCAUACGGAGUACCCACACACGCUACGUGUUGUGGGUCAGGGAAUCAGCCUCCUACCCUGGCUACCUCGCCCACUUCAGACAUGUUUUCAACUGGUCUUAUACGUAUAGACUGGAUUCCGACUUUCUGAAUUCCUACGGCACUGUGGCUCGCCGGCAAUACCCGCACGUCUAUCCUAUCUACCGUAAUUACGCUGCCAGAAAAAGCAAAUUAGCCGCCUGGUUCGUCUCCAACUGCAGUCCUCCGAGUGGCAGAGAUCUGGUUGCCAAAAAGCUGCAAGAAUGGAUACGGGUAGACGUCUACGGGAAAUGUGGUCCCUUGAAGUGCAGACAGAACGCCUUGUGUAUGAAAAUGCUCGAGAAGAGAUACAAAUUCUACCUUUCCUUCGAGAAUUCCCUCUGUCUUGAUUACGCCACGGAGAAAUUCUUCAAAAUACUGAAGCUUGACCUCGUACCAAUCGCCUACGGAUUAGCCAAUUACUCGGCCAUUGCUCCUCCUCACUCUUUCAUCGAUGCCCUGUCCUUUCCCAUCUGUCGAGGAUCUCGCGCAAUAUAUCCUUUAUUUGGACAAGAAUGAUACAGCCUAUAAUGAAUAUUUUAGAUGGAAACGGUACUACGAGUUACAAAACCGUCAGAUCCACACAGCAAACGUUUUCUGUGACAUGUGUGAACGUUUGCAUAGCGACAACACGACGAAAACGUUUGAUGCUUUUGAGUGGUUUG